Pseudoliparis swirei is the source of this 5326-nucleotide messenger RNA. It is a transcript of the gene nell3, whose product is annotated as NELL (neural EGFL like) family member 3. Bases 333 to 3104 code for a protein of 923 amino acids. The record is from RefSeq and is a predicted model, not a curated record. Gene Ontology annotation, molecular function: calcium ion binding; protein binding. NCBI's taxonomy places the organism in Eukaryota, Metazoa, Chordata, Actinopteri, Perciformes, Liparidae. The transcript has 4 exons.
CUCGGGCGCGCACAGAGCCGGCGGUAUAGUGCGCGUGCCUGAUGGUUUUACUCCGCGCUGACAGUCGGUAGACGCCAGUCUCCCCGAACCCCGCAGCUGAAGGUAAUGACGCGCGGUCAGGAAGCGCACAUCAAGAGUCUCCUGUGUCGAGUUAGUGGUCAGUUUCCUCUGAAGGGAGAUCGGAGCAGUGAUGGACUUUGAGGCUCUUUCUUUUCUUUUUUUUAGUUGAAUCAGAGAUCAAAAGCUUUAACUUGCAUUGUUCUUUUUUCUUUGUUUGCAGCAAGAGAGAGAGAGAGAGAGAUUGAUAUCUGACGCCUAAAAGUAGGAACAACAUGUUUUUAGUCACACCAGUGCUGUUGCUGCUGUUGCCUUGGGUCUCACUGCGAGCUGCCGCAGAGGUUUGCCGCGGGGCGCAAUGCCACGGCGCGGAAAUCGGCGACCCGAGACCGUGCACCGGAGCGCACUGCCCGGGGAGCAGAUCCUCCAGACCGCUGCGGCAGUUCAACCCGGCGACGCAGGGGAGAGCGGCGCACCACCCGUACCCGAGAGCGGCGGCGGACGCGGCGGCGAACCCCGCCGUCCCGCCGCUUCGCUUGCGCCACAGCGACGGAAGCAGUGGCAGGCGCACGAGAGCGCCAGAAGUUGUACCUGCGGGUUGCACCGAUGCGGUCUGCGCCGCACAGUUGAAACAAUCUCAGCCCACUAAUGACACCCGAGACUGCCGGGGGAUCGAGUGCAGACUGCCGCUGAGGAUACGGCCGAGAGCUCGCGCGAAGUCUUGCGCGGGAGAGGGUUGCGCCUCGGAGGAGCUUCCUCCGGUGCUUCUGUCCGACAGAGCCGCGCAGUUCCUGGGAGAUUAUCCCGAGCUUGGAUAUCCGUCGUCGGAAGUCGGCGGCGCGGCUUUGGGUGUCCAGCUCACGUGUGACAUCAAGCCAGGGGAGAACGAAGUUCCCUCAGAAGAUGCCCUCAUCUUGAACCUCCAGCUGGCCAAGGGGCAGGAGAAGCUGGUGGAGGCCCUGCGCGCCCAGCAGACGGUCAUCCGCGACCUGCAGCUGAAGCUCGGCGACCAGCAGGAGGCGCUGCUGUCCCAGCAGAGGGAGAUCCUGGCGCAGCAGAGGCGCAUGUACGACCAGAUGGAGGUGGUGAAGGCCCAGUACGGCCUCCUCCUGGACACCGUCAAGCAGGUCUCCUUCCAGGGCCUGCAGGGGGAGCUGCAGAGCUACUUCGAGAGCCACCUGGCGGGUCUGCAGAGCCAGGCCCGCAGCCACCUGCGGAAGUCCUACGCCGGGCACAAGAUGGACAUCGACUCCUCCAAGGCGAUGGACGUGGUCGGGGAGGCUCAUUUCCCUCAACCUCUGCUGGGUUGCCGGUCGCCGUGCGGGCAGGAGGAGUUCUGUGAUUUCCAGAGGGACCCGCCUCAGUGUGAGAAGUGCACCAUGUGUCCACCGGGCUUCUUCCUGAUCUCGCAGUGUUCAACCACCGCCGACAGGAUGUGCCAGGACAGAGAUGAAUGCCUUGAAGUACCGACCAUUUGUGGAGAGCGAGUAAAGUGCCUUAAUACUCCCGGGGGGUUCAGGUGUCUGGGUCUCUCUCAGAGAGAAGCGGUGAUGGGCUUGUGCGGCCGCGACUACUUCUUCAACCCGGAGCUGCGGGAGUGCCAGGCCUGCUCCGACUGCGAGGGCGACCCGGUGUCCGCCCCCUGCACGGCCGUCGCCGACUCCCUCUGCGGCCGGCCUUCCGACGGCCGACUCUCCCGGUCUUGGAGUGCCGACGUGGGAAUCCCCCCCUUCAAGACCUCCGGCGCCCACAUCUUCCCCGGGCUGCAACUCGACAUCCGAGGCGAAGAGAGCGUCGACCUGCUGUCCAACGCCGGCGGCCGCGUGACCUUCCUGCAGCACGGCCUCGUGUGGCUGGAUCACAACUUCGCCGUGAAGCACAGCUGCAGGAACUUCCUCCAGGUGGGCAUGAGGCUCAACGGGAGCCAGGAGGAGGAGGGGGGUCGCGACCUCAGCGGCGUCCGCAUCGAGCAGCCCGACGGGAAGUACUUCCAGGGCGUCAGCGUGAGCAGCGGCGUGGAGGUGGAGCCCCAGCACUCCUUCGCCCUGCUGCUGAAGAGCCCCAACCAGCACUGCAACCGGAGCACGGACCUCCAGCUCUACGCCGCGGCGGCGCCCUCCCUCAGCCUGCUGUGGCUGUCGCACGACACCGGCGCCGUGGCCAUGACGGCCCAGACGUCCCUGCUGACGCACUACCAGACCAGCUACCGGCCGGCGUUCCGCGUCACCUCGGUGUCCGACGCGUACAUGGUCGCCCUGACGCACGACGACCGCGGCGUCCGCUUCACGGAGGGCGGCGUGGUGAAGUUCGUCCUGCAGCAGGCGCUCUACUCCAUGGGCCACACGUGCGUCCGCGAGGGCUUCUCCCUGAUCGCCUACACCGACCGCAACGGCACGGGCCGGGAGGCGAUGCGGGCGUUCAAGACGGGCGUCAACUACCGGGACACGUCCAUCACGCUGUGCGGCGCGGUGGGCGUCGCCGCCGGCGACACGCUGAGCUUCGAGAUCACGUCGCCGUCCCAGUGCAACAUCCGCUACUUCGGGGACAGCAGCGGGAUCAGCGUGCUGAGCCUCAUCUGGAUCCCCUCGGCGGUGUCGUCGGCGCUGACCGCCACCGUGUCCAGGACGGGCCUGCCCUCCGGCGCCGUCAGGAAUAAGCCGCUGACGUUCCGGCAGACGGGCGCCGACACGCCGCAGGUCAGCUUGGCGGCUCGCUCCGGGGAGCCCGGCAGCCGGAAGAGCUUCGUGUUCCACGAGGAAGGGACGGCGAGCGUCGCCCUCAACCUGAAGCUGAUCCACUCCUGCAGUAUCGUGAAACUGGCGGUGCAGCGGGCGGCGGGUCAGGGCGAGCAGGCGGGUCCUGUGGCUCAGCAGGUGUCCGGACAUAUGCCCGAAGGGAGCGAAUGGGCCAGUAUCGGGCUGAGGGCCUCGUUUCCGGUCCAGAACGGCACGGCGCUGUAUGUCACUCUGGACUGCAUCCGCGGGCGAGUUAACCAGAUCACACACGAGGGCGGGACGAACAUUUCAAUCCUCUGGGUUGCAGUGUGAUCCAAGAAGCGUCUUUUUUUAAAUUUUGUUGUCGUUUUUUAAUCAUCAAUGCAUUUUGUGAAAGAAAAAGACAGUUUUGCACAGGAUUGAAUUGCAGAGCAGAUUCAACAAUUUACCAAAUAGAUAAAUAUGUUGUCGUAUUAUUGUUUUACAUGUAUGUUCCGUCACCUGUUUCGACUUUUAUUGUGAAAUCUCUUUUGGGAAUGAAUAACAUCCUGUAAGUACUGCUUUCGCUUGAAGUACUUCGGCUGGUUGAGCAGUGACCAAUUCUGUGUGUGCGUGUGUGUGUGUGUGCGUGUGGAUGGGUGUGUGUGUGUGUGGUUAUGCAUGUUCAGUGGUGCUUGUUAUAUAUAUGUGUGUGUGUGUGUGUGUGUGUGUUUAUGUACACGUUGGCAUGCCUACCUUUGUAUGAGUCGUUUAAUAUGUAUAUCCUCCUCUGUCCCUGCACAUAUUUAACUUGUGUACUGUAUGUAACAACCUUUUUUUAUUUUAUAAAAUCAUUUGGCAUUACAAAUAGUUAAACAUUACGGGAGAUCGAUUCCACUCCGCUGGUUAGCUUAGCUUAGUUUAGCUUAGCACAAUGACUAGUCAGCUAGCCUAGAAACAAAUGGCUCCUCCCAGCACCUCUAAAGUUCAGAGGUUUAUCAUUUUGUUUAUGGAUUACAUAAACAAAGAAGUCCAUCAAAUGAGGAGCUGGUUGGUGUAUUUUUUUAUCCUUUUGACAGAUCCAGGCUGUUUCUCUCUGUUUCUCGUCUUUGUGCUAAGCUAAGCUAACUGGCUGCUCUUGCUGGCUUCAUAUUUACCGUACGAACGUUAGAGUGACAUCGGUCGUCUGGCAGUAAGGCCUUUACACACUGACGCCGAGACAAACAAACAACACAACAAUGCUAAAUACUUGCAUGUUUAAAUUUGUGUACAUUUUCAUUAUGCCUGUUUUUUUUAACAACAUGAUUGGUUGAAGCCAUUAUUCAAACGGCGAAAGCUCAGAGGAAUCAAAAAAUUAAGUGACACAAAAAGAACACUUCGCAAAAAAUACAUUGACGAGCGAAACAAACGCCCCCUCCGUCAACCGUCUUCACGCAUUUCCCAAAAUGUCAAACUAUCUCAUUAAUGCUCUGAAGAGUCAUGAAAGAUCAAUCACACAUGCUCGAUACACACUUUCAUAAGCAGGAGUCGGUAUUUUACGAUGUUUUUGAUAUUUAUUUGCCUUUUAUAAAACGGGACUUUUGUAUUUACUCUAUAGAAUAUAUACACUACCGUUCAAAAGUUUGGGGUCACUUAGAAAUGUCUUUAUUUUUCAAAGAAAAGCACUGUUUUUUCAAUAAAGAUAACAUUAAUCAAAAAUACACACUAUACAUUGUUAAUGUGGUAAAUGACUAUUCUAGGUGGAAACGUCUGGUUUCUAAUGAAAUGUCUUCAUAGGUGUAUAGAGGCCCAUUUCCAUCAACUAUCACUCCAGUGUUCUAAUGGUACAUUGUGUUUGCUAAUCGCCUUAGAAGACUAAUGUCUGAUUUGAAAACCCUUGUGCAAUUAUGUUAGCACAGCUGAAAACAGUUAUGCUGGUGAUAUAAGCUAUACAACUGGCCUUCCUUUGAGCUUGAAGUUUGAAGAACAAAAUGAAUACUUCAAAUAUUAAUCAUUAUUUCUAACCUUAUCAAUGUCUUGACUAUAUUUUCGAUUCAAUUUUCAAUUCAUUUGAAAAAUAAAAGUGAGUUUUCAUGGAAGACAUGAAAUUGUCUGGAUGACCCCAAACUUUUGAACGGUAGUGUAUAUUUGUCAGACAUGAGAAAAGUAUAGAAAUAUGUUGUGUAUGUGGUAAAGCGCUGACUAGGCAGUGUUGGUGUUCAUUAAUACAUGCAGCCAUAGCCUCCGUCAUACGUUUAUUUGCACGCGUAUAGUUUAACAUUGUGUUAUGAAGUAGGCAAACAUCAUACUUUGUUAUUCUUUUGCCUAAAUGCUGUUUCCCUGUGAGGAGUUGCCCAUGCAUAUCGCUCCUAAUUGCCCGUGUGUGUGUCCUGUCCUCUAAACAAUUAGGCAUAAUUAAGUGUUUCAUGGAGUUGGCAGCGAAGCUCGCCACGAAGAAAAAAAAUGUCAGAUUCAUUCUCACUUCAUUAUGUGUGAGGGGUUUCUUUUUGCUUUCUGUGGUUGGGCUCCCUGCACAUGUCAAUGCAUGCAUGCACUCUUGUUCGACACCAAAUAAAAUAUACCUAUGUUUAGCCAGA